GUACAGGAAUGUACCAGACUAAUGAUACACCUUACCAGUUAGCUACUUAGCUUUACACGACACCCUUCUAGUCAAAGACGUGUGUAUAUACAAUUAUACAUACACCUUACGUUGCCUCAACAACCAUUUCUCUCACGCUACAUAUUUGUCACAAUCUUCCAGAAACACCUCUUAACUAACUCCAUCAAUAUAAACUACUCUUUACAAAACAAUUCAUAUCAUCAUUCAUCACCGGCGUACGAUAGCACCCAUGGCACCAGUUACCACUGAACAAGACUAUGAUCGUCUCGAAGAAGUCAAACAAUUCGACGAAUCAAAAAUCGGCGUUAAAGGGUUGUUAGAUUCCGGCAUCACCACUAUUCCCCGGUUCUUCCACCACCCGCCGGAGAAUCUCCCCGGUCCAAAACCCAAAAACCGGCCUCGGUUAACCGUUCCGGUCGUUGACUUAUCCGGCGACCGGUCAACGGUGGUUGAACAAAUCCGGCAAUCGGCUUCCACGAUUGGGUUUUUCCAGAUUGUUAAUCACAGGAUUCCGGUAACUGUAAUUGAUUCAGCAGUUGGUUCAAUGAAGGAGUUUUUUGAGCAACCCAAUGAAUAUAAGAUGCGGUUUUAUCACCGGGAGGCUGGUAAAGGAGCGGCAUAUUCUACCAACUUUGACUUGUAUCAGUCAAAGGCUGCCAGCUGGCGAGAUACUCUCCAGGUGAGGAUGUCACCUGUAGCACCGGACUGGGAGGCGGUGCCGGAGAUGUGUAGGGAGCCGCUGGCGGAAUGGGACAAGGCGGCGGUUGGGUUAGGUGAAGAGUUGAUGUCGAUUUUAUGCGACGGAUUGGGUAUAAAAAGUGACAAAUUGAAGGAACUGUCGUGUUUGGAAGGGAGGGUGUUUGCGUCCCAUUAUUAUCCCCAGUGUCCUCAGCCGGAGCUCACGGUGGGGCUGACGUCUCACACCGACCCGGGGGUGUUGACCAUGGUGGUCCAGAAUGAAGUGGGUGGGUUGCUACAGGUCAAGUGUGGUGAUGACUGGGCCGAUGUUGAGGCGGUUCAUGGUGCUAUUGUUGUCAACAUAGGUGAUCUGCUUCAGAUGAUGUCAAAUGACGAAUACAAAAGCGCGCAGCAUCGUGUAUUAGCAAACCAUGUUGAAGGCGCGCGUGUUUCAAUUGCUGUUUUUUUCAAUCCGAGCAACCGAGAUAAACUAUACGGCCCGUUCCCGGAGCUCAUAUCCACCACAAAACCCGCGGUUUACCGAGAAUUCAAAUAUGAAGAUUACAUGAGAAGGUUUUUCACUAAGGAACUUGAUGGGAAAACAUUGACCAAUUUUUACAAAGCGGAUAACACAAAGGGGGCUUGAUUUGGUAUGGUUAUCUGAAAACUUGUAUCAUUUGAUGUAACAUAUGAUUUGUAUUUUAAAUAUCAUAUGGGUUGGGUUGUUUGAAUAGUUUAAACAUGGCUGCUUUACAUAA
Messenger RNA from Helianthus annuus (common sunflower), 1457 nucleotides. RefSeq names its product 1-aminocyclopropane-1-carboxylate oxidase homolog 3. The transcript has 3 exons. Bases 251 to 1345 code for a protein of 364 amino acids. NCBI's taxonomy places the organism in Eukaryota, Viridiplantae, Streptophyta, Magnoliopsida, Asterales, Asteraceae. The record is from RefSeq and is a predicted model, not a curated record.